Molecule: messenger RNA, 4416 nt
Organism: Acaulospora colombiana
Lineage: Eukaryota; Fungi; Glomeromycota; Glomeromycetes; Diversisporales; Acaulosporaceae
Source: the annotation of a GenBank genome assembly
AUGGCUCAAAAAAUUGCUCGAGGAGCAAAAUGUCUCAUCAAAAUGGAAGGCAAUCAAACCAUAAUCACCAAACCUGAUGGAACUGAUCCCGGGAACAAGAAUGUUAAGAAAGAUGGGUCAGCGGAUGAUGUCAAAGCCUUUACUUUUGACAAGUCUUAUUGGUCCUUUGACAAAAAUGAUCCCCAUUACGCUACUCAGGCACAUUUGUACCAAGACCUUGGAGAAGAACUUCUAAACCAUGCCUUCGAAGGAUAUAAUACUUAUGGUCAAACUGGCGCCGGGAAAUCAUACUCUAUGAUGGGUUAUGGCGAAGACAAAGGCAUCAUUCCGCUUACGUGUUGCGAAUUAUUUAAUCGCAUCAUUAAUAACCCCAAUCCUGACAUCACAUAUCAAGUUCAAGUCUCUUACAUCGAGAUUUACAAUGAACGUGUUAGAGAUUUGCUAAAUCCUAAAAAUAAAGGAAAUCUUAAAGUGAGAGAGCAUCCUGCACUCGGACCGUAUGUCGAAGAUUUAUCAAAACUAAUUGUCAGUUCAUUUCAAGACAUAGAGAAUUUAAUGGACGAGGGUAAUAAGGCUAGAACUGUGGCCGCGACAAACAUGAACGCAACUUCAAGUCGAUCUCACGCUGUGUUUACCCUAUUGGUAACACAAAAACGGCAUGACCGUGAGACCAAGAUGGAUACUGAGAAAGUUUCUCGUAUCAGUCUUGUAGAUUUGGCUGGCUCUGAACGUGCAGACUCUACAGGUGCAACUGGAGCUCGUUUAAAGGAAGGAGCGAACAUUAAUAAGUCCUUGACCACAUUGGGGAAAGUUAUUGCUGCUCUCGCGGAGCAAUCUCUCCCAUCAAAAAAGGGCGGCAAGAAGACCGAAGUGUUCGUACCGUACAGAGAUUCUGUUUUGACUUGGCUAUUGAAGGAUAGUUUGGGAGGUAAUUCUAAAACAGCAAUGAUUGCAGCCAUUUCACCUGCGGAUUACGAUGAAACUCUUAGCACCUUGCGUUAUGCUGACGCUGCUAAAAAGAUCAAGAAUAAAGCGGUGGUCAAUGAAGAUCCAAAUGCCAAGCUUAUCCGCGAACUUAAAGAAGAAUUGCAAAUGCUGCGAAGCAAGCUUGGAAUCGAAGCUGGCGAAUAUAGCACCGGUUCUAAUAUUACUGUUAGUGACAGCCAGCAGAUUAUUGAACUUCGUGACUCUAAUGGAAAUACCAUUAAGAAGACAAAGGAAGAACUAAUUGAUCAAAUUCAAGCCUCGGAAAAACUUAUGAAUGAAGUAAACGAAUCGUGGCAAGAGAAGAUGAGGCGCACUGAGGAGAUUCAACGUGAACGAGAAAAGACAUUGGAGGAACUUGGAAUUAUGGUCGAGAAAAAUAACAUUGGUGUAUUUCCUCCUAAGAAAGUUCCACAUCUCGUCAAUCUCAACGAGGAUCCACUUAUGUCGGAAUGUUUGGUUUAUCAGAUUAAAUGUGGUAAAACCCGUGUGGGUCGCUUGGAAUCGGAAGAGCAGACAGAAAUACGUCUUAGCGGUGAAAAUAUUCUGGAUGAACAUUGUUUCUUUGAGAAUAUUGAUGGAAAAGUGACACUGCACCCUCGUCCCGACUGCAUAACAAUGGUGAAUGGUAUGCGCAUAAGUGAACCAAAGUUGUUAAAAUCCGGUUUUCGCAUUAUCCUGGGGGAUUUUCACGUGUUCCGAUUCAACAAUCCGGAGGAAACCAGAAGGGAAAGGGCAGUAUCAAGACAAAUUAGCGACCUUAGGAUAAACACCUCAACGCCAACCCCCUCCGGAAGCGGUGAAGACAGGCUUCCUGAUUCUCCUACAUCCACCGCGUCCCUCAUGUCAGAAGCAGUGAUCGAUUGGAAUUUCGCAAGAAGAGAGGCCGCGAUCAACAACGGCCUACCAGAUGAUACUAGAAGUCGUCAGGGCACCCGGCAAUUUCGUCCAGGAAGUCGAAAUGAUUAUUCUGAUGACGACAAUAAUUCAGAGAGAACCAAUUCCAACGAUAUUGAAUCCGAAUUGGAGGAUAAACUCAAGAGUUACAAGGAGGAGGUGCAAAAGCAACUCGAAUCUCAAAAGCGUAUUAUCGAAGCAUCCAAUCAAGAAGUGGAUGAGGUGAAGGCCGAAAAAAUACAGCUUGAGCAAAAAUUGGAAAUCGUUCAGAAGGAGAUGGAAAGCUUGUUAAAUCGAGAAAAGGAACGUCAGGCUAAGACAAUACAGCCGCGUAGUUUCGGCAAAGGCUCUGUAGUAACGCUGGACGAUCCACGUUAUACCGAGGAAGAAUUACGCCUCCUUCGUAGGUCGACCACAAAAUGGAAACGACAAAGAUGUGUGCAGAUGGCGGAGACGAUAUUGAGUAAUGCUGUCGUGUUAAAAGAAGCAAACAUAAUAAGUAAGGAGCUUGGAAAAAAAGUUCUUUACCAAUUUACCGUCAUCGAAGAUGAACCGCAUACAAAUCCUGUAUCGUUCCUUGAGAGCAUUUCGGCGCUUAAUCAAUACACCAACAAUGACGAUACUUCGCUGCAUUACUCCAAGAAGCCUUGCAUCGGAGUCAAAGUUAUUGACACUAAGAACGACGUUGUGUAUAUUUGGUCCCUCGACAAGCUUAAGGCACGCCUACAAAAGAUGCGCAACUUGUACAACUUCAUUGACCGACCACAAUAUAGCAAACACUUCAAUUGGGAGGAUCCAUUUUACGAAAAUCCAUGCCCUCGCUACACCUUCAUUGGUAGUGCCUCGGUGGGACUGACAUGUUUGCUCAGGAAAACCGAACAUGAGCACAAUGCGCCCAUCAUCAGAAGAUAUUCCGGAGAUGUGGUCGGAUUUUGCCGUGUUCGUAUCAAGUUCAUCAUAGAGGAGCCGGCCGAAGAAGUGCCAAAGGAAUUAUCAUUAAAGUCACCAGUUAAUAAUAUGCUUUUUGAGGUUAAGAUUAUAGAGGUGACUGGCAUCAAAGAGACACUGUUCGGUCAGGUUCAUGUACAAUUUAAACUCUCUUCCUUUGGAAAUGCCUCUGCGCUAUCAUCGGAGCAGGUCAUGUAUGUCACAAAUGCUGCCGAUCCACCCGUAGAUGCAGAGAAUGACUCGAUUCGAUUCAACUUUGAUAAACCAAUAAAGAUAUUGCUCACACCUGCUGCCAUGGAUGCGCUCUCCAAUGGUAUGCUCACAUUUGAGGUAUUUGGUCGUGCGAAUCGCGCGGCCUUGGAUGAUAUUGAGCGAUGGGACUAUUAUCGUGAGCGUCCACUUUACAGGGGAGUCAACGACCAAUCCUCGUGCGAAUCUUUGGUCCCUAGGGAACGGCGUUCUGAAGAAGAGUUGGUUGCCGAGGAGAAACAUGACGUCGUGGCAUGGGCUCAAGUUUGUGAGCUAGCACCAAACGGAGAUUACGUGCCGGUUCAAGUACUCUCGCAGAAUUCACUCGACCCGGGAGCAUUCUUCUUAAGGCAAGGACUUCAGAGGCGUAUCGUGCUCACCUUAACUCACAAUUCCGGUCGACAAUUCCCGUGGAACCGUGUGUCGAAGAUGGUGAUUGGUCAAGUCCGAUUGCUUGAUAGCAAAGGUCGACUGUCUGAAUCACCGGUUCAAAAUGAUGUGCAAAUGAACUUGCUGCCGGCGCAAAGUGUCGAAUUCAACCGGGACGGGACUAGCGUCAUGGUCGCGCAAGCUUCGUGGGACAGCACGUUACACGAAUCAAUAUAUCUCAAUAGAACAACGCUUUCAAACAACCGAGUGUUGCUGGGACUUUCGUGGUACGUCGAAGCCGAGAAAUGCGUCGAACCAAUCUACUUCCACAUGGAUAUUGCGAAAUAUUGGGAAAUUGGAUACCUCGCGGGGGUUUCAUUAGUUAAGGACUAUAAGAGAAUUAGUGAACUUAUACGUCGGAGGGAGGCUGUUGAGCGCACGAAGCAGAUUCUUGCUUCAUACGAAGCUCACAAUGGAGCCUCUGCUGAAGUUAAGUCCGAAUGUAGUUCUAAUGAAGAGGAUUUGGCCAAAAAGACGAUAACCCUAUGGAAGAAGAGAUGGGGAACAACAAAAGAGAUCGUCAUAAAUCAAGAGCCUCCACUUUCAGGACCUCUCCACGAAGUGGACAUAUGCGACAGAACGCAUCCAACGAAAUUGGUAGCACAAGUUCGAAUGGUUGCGAAAACUGACACGAUAACUAAAAAGGGGUACUUAUUUACCCCGGAAAACACAGAUGACUAUUGGGUCAAGCGUUGGUAUGUCUUGAGAAGACCGUACCUGUUUAUCUAUGAAUCUCAAAAGGAAACCGAAGAACAAGGCGUAAUAAAUAUUGCAUCAGUUCGGGUCGACUAUAAAAAGGAUCUAGAGGACAUGCUUCAGAGACAAAAUGUAUUCGCCAUUUACACUAACAACAAUGCAUACAUUUUGCAAGCCACGACAAAACAGGAUAUGAUAGACUGGAUCUCCAAG